Molecule: messenger RNA, 1820 nt
Organism: Athene cunicularia (burrowing owl)
Lineage: Eukaryota; Metazoa; Chordata; Aves; Strigiformes; Strigidae
Gene: TNFSF13B
Product: TNF superfamily member 13b
Exons: 7
Coding region: 526-1392 (288 amino acids)
Biological process (GO): immune response
Cellular component (GO): membrane
Molecular function (GO): receptor ligand activity; tumor necrosis factor receptor binding
Source: RefSeq, a predicted model, not a curated record
AAAAAAAAAAAAAAGAAUGGGGCAGGCAGUCAGGAAUUGAACUGGAACAGCUGUAGCAGUAGAGUCCUUGUAAGGAAGCAUCUAGUAUGAGACAUUGUGUGUGCACAUGUGUGUGUGGUUUUAAUUAGUGGAAAUACUUGAAGCUUCCUGCUAACCCAAGUUUACAUUCCCAAUAUUUGUUUCUGAACUGUGAAAUGCAGAGAGAUAAGCUAUGCUUUCAUACGAAGAAAUGUAACUAGUGUAGCUGCCCUCAUGUCCAUUUCUCAGGUAAAAUUAGAAAUAGAGCACAAAUACAUUUGGUAGGCUACGGACAAUCUCUCAGUUGAAGGGCAGGUGGAUUAACUAUUUAUACAAAAUAUGCACAUCAGCAUCUCUAAGCUAAUCUGCGUCACAUUGGAUGUUCAUGGUGAAGAAUGAAAGGCUGAAUUGAGAGUCCAAGUUUCAGAGAGCAACUGGUAACAUGGAUUGCACCUCGGAAGGGGACAGCUGAACUCUCCCUUUGGCUUUAGUGAGGAAAGAGCAGCGAUGAAAUCCGUGGACUGUGUGCACGUCAUCCAACAGAAGGAUACCGCCUCCUCUCCCUCUGCCCCCCCUGGUGCUGCUUCAGGCACCACGGGACUUUUUUCUGUCACAUUCCUGUGGCUUGCAAUGCUCCUGUCCUCUUGUCUUGCAGCAGUCUCUCUUUACCAUGUUCUCGCCCUGAAAACAGAACUAGAAGCUCUGCGCAGCGAGCUGAUCUACAGGGUCCAGGCAAGGUCUUUGCUAGACCGGCCACCCAUGUACCGUGAUGAAAACAAAGCAGGUACCCCUGUUUCUUCCUUCCUGCAAGUAUCUGCAGUUGUCACCGGGCAGGAGAACAGGCUUCCUGGUCCUGGCCCAGCUGAGAGCUUCCAAAAGGAAAUCUGGAAUGGGAGUGGAAGCAGGGGGAGAAGAUCUGUUGUCCACACAGAAAAAACAGUGCUGCAGGCCUGCUUGCAACUGAUCGCUGACAGCAAAAGUGAUAUCCAACAGAAAGAUGACUCAAGCAUUGUCCCUUGGCUUCUGAGCUUUAAACGUGGAACAGCACUGGAAGAACAAGGAAAUAAAAUUGUGAUCAAAGAAACAGGAUAUUUUUUCAUAUAUGGGCAGGUUUUAUACACUGAUACAACAUUUGCUAUGGGACACCUAAUACAGAGGAAGAAGGCCCAUGUGUUUGGUGAUGAUCUCAGCUUGGUGACAUUGUUUCGUUGCAUCCAAAAUAUGCCACAGUCUUAUCCGAAUAAUUCUUGCUAUACUGCUGGCAUUGCAAAAUUAGAAGAAGGGGAUGAACUUCAACUUACAAUACCACGGAGAAGGGCCAAAAUAUCCUUGGAUGGAGAUGGUACAUUUUUUGGUGCAGUUAGACUCCUCUGAAGCCCUUCAUUUCUGUUUUGAUGCUUAAUCCAGUUUAAUUCUUUUCCUAUGCAUUUGUCAGAAAAAAUAAUGAAUUUUAAUAAAGCUGCCAAUUCAGUCUUUCUCCAUCUACCACCAGCUUCUGAGAACUUUUCUUUGGUUUAAUAAGUGAACACAAAACAGGAAACACACAAGACAUACUUGUGAGAUAUAACCAUCAUGUGAUCAACAGAAAGCAAAUUUAUUUUAGACAAUGGGAAACUCUAAAUAACAACUGUAAGGCAAUGGGGGUUUGGGCUUUGAAACUAUUUCUUUUCCAUAAGGCAAAUCAAAGGAGUUGACCAUAAAGUAUAGCAUUAGCAGGACAGUUAUCAAAUUGUUAUCCAUAUUUGAGAAGCAAAACUAAAAAACUAAAACACAAGAACAUCUUAAAUUAGCCUUGAUUCAUC